GAGCUGUAACUAUAUAUAAUGAGGAGGAAGACGGACAGAAACAGAAAUGGCUGAUAAGUGUGAUCUGUGUCUGCUGGGACUGAUCAUUCUCUCUUCACUUCUCACAGGCACCAGUGGAGUGGAGGAUGUGUUCAUCAGUUCUGGUGAAAAUGUCUCUCUGCCCUGUAAUAAAACUCUUCCUGACUGCAAAUCACUAUGGAUCUACGUUAACACCUUGAGACAUUCAGGAGGAGUUAUACUUAUUAAUAGAGGGAUAAAGAAUAAAGACAUAGAGAGACAUGAGAGACUGAGUCUGCAGUCUGACUGCUCUCUGAACAUCAAGAACGUCACAGGAGAAGAUAAUGGAUAUUACAGCUGCACACAAUAUGUGAAUGACAGACAACAAGUACAUUAUGCUGUUUAUCUGCAUGUUCUUCAUGUUUCAGUGUCUCCAUCAUCAUCAUCUUCAUCAUCAUCAACAUCAUCUUCAUCGUCCUCACAGACUGAGAUCAGUCCAGGCCGCUCUGUGACUCUCUCCUGUCAGCUGUAUAGUCGAUUCUCCUGUGAUUAUUGGGUCAGUUCUGAGGGAAUUGAGCUGUUGUGGGUGAAUCAGGCUGGUGUUGAUCUGAAGACAGACUCCAGAUAUCAGAUAUUAUCAUCAUCAUCUCCUGAUCGCUGUAUCCUCACUCUGACUACAACACUCCUGAAUGAAGAUGACAACAGAGAGUGGAGAUGUCAGCUUAUUCGCAGAGAAAGCAACUCCAGACCUCAGUCACAUACACUGUCAAGUAUUCAGAUGAUGUGUCUGAACAUUCAUCUUCUGCAGCUCCAGUCGAUUCACCAACACUGACUCCAGUCA
This is a messenger RNA of Rhinichthys klamathensis goyatoka, 838 nucleotides long. RefSeq lists its product as uncharacterized. Gene Ontology annotation, biological process: T cell activation; positive regulation of ERK1 and ERK2 cascade; interleukin-15-mediated signaling pathway. The transcript has 4 exons. Gene Ontology annotation, molecular function: protein tyrosine kinase binding; MHC class II protein binding. The record is from RefSeq and is a predicted model, not a curated record. Bases 47 to 829 code for a protein of 260 amino acids. Gene Ontology annotation, cellular component: membrane raft; external side of plasma membrane. NCBI's taxonomy places the organism in Eukaryota, Metazoa, Chordata, Actinopteri, Cypriniformes, Leuciscidae.